Adineta steineri is the source of this 726-nucleotide messenger RNA. NCBI's taxonomy places the organism in Eukaryota, Metazoa, Rotifera, Eurotatoria, Adinetida, Adinetidae. The record is from the annotation of a GenBank genome assembly.
AUGGUUCUCUACUAUGGUCUCUUAGCUCUUGAAACCGCUAACAAAACACAUACUAGAACAGUCUCAUCUGCACGAACAAGUAUAGCAAGAAGAAAAUCUCCAUCAAGAAACUCAUGUGAAAAAAUGCCAUCAUCAUCAAAUUCAUGGAUUUAUACAGAAGAUUUAAAAAGACGUUUUGAAGAGCGUUAUAUUGAUUAUCGUUAUAUAUUUGUACCUAUUUAUAUUGAUAGAAAAACUUCUCAACAUGAUCAUAAUCUACCAACAAUAAUACAACAAAAAUCUGAUAGUGAAAAUUCCUGGAUGUAUUCAAGAUCACUUCGUGAUCAUAUAUUUAAUUCAACAACAAAAAUACCUUCAUCAGAAUAUUAUGUACCAAAACAUGUUUCUUCAUCAAAUCAAUUACCAAAAAGAAAAAUAUCGAAAAUAAAAUUUUUUAAACGAUCUUCAUCAGCUAAAGUACAAUCAGCAAAUAGUUUAUCAUCUAUAGUUAAUCCACAUAUUUCAUCAUUAAAUAAUUUAAGAAAACAUCGUAUUGUUAAAGAAGAAACAACAAUCGAUAAUGAAAAUGAUAAUCAAUCAAUAUCAAUUAUUAAACACGAUUAUUCAUCAUCAUUAAGAACAUCAAAUGAUACUAAUCCUGAAUUGGUGAAUACGAAAUCAAAUGUAAAACAUUUUACAACAUGUAACAAUAAAUUAACACGUUUACGUUCUUUUUUUCAUAAAUAA